AUGCUCUCGCUGUUCAUAAAAGAGAAGGUGCAUUUCUUCGCUUGUCCUCCGUGCGCGUGCCCUUCCAUUCAUGUGCGAUUCGGACAGCUAUACAUCAAUGAGGUUGUUCUUGGUACUGCCGUGGGUGUGAUCCUCGGUCCUUACUGUGCCAGCAUCUUCAAUCCUCGGGCGUGGGGCGGCAACAUCAAUGAGAUUGCGCUCGAGGUCAUGCGCAUAAGUCUGGCCAUCGGCCUGUUCACGAUUGGAGUCGAGUUGCCUCGGUCUUACCUCGCUGACCACGCUGUGGGUCUUCUGGUCAUGGUUGUGCCUACCAUGGCGUUCGGUUGGUUAGUUGUGGCGGCAAUCAUCUACGCGGUGUUUCCUCCUAUAAACUUCAUCUCGUCGCUCGUGAUCUCUGCAUGCCUCACGCCGACUGACCCCAUCGUCUCUGCCGCUGUCCUCGGUACGUUCACUGGUUCCCUGCUUUCACUAUAUGCGCUCAUCCCGCCCACAGGAGGAAAUUUCGCGACGAAGCAUGUUCCCCUUCCCCUCCGCCAGAUCCUCGCCGCCGAGUCUGCUGCUAACGAUGGACUGGCGUACCCCUUCCUAAGCAUCUCUCUUUACCUCUCCGUGGAGGCUGUCCGAGGCGUGGCGAUUGAGAAGGGAAUCCUUAUCGGCUGGCUAUACCAGGUCUUCUUGGGUACAUUGCUUGGCGCCGUCUUUGGUAUCGCCUUCUCUCUGUUGAUGAAGCUCACUUACAGGAAGGGCUUGAUCGACCGCGAGUCAUAUGUCGCGCAACACAUCUCCCUCGCCAUCUUCACAAUCGGAGUGGCCCGCACGUUGGGUCUCGACGAUCUGCUCGCUGCGUUUGCUGCUGGCUCUGCGAUCAGCUGGGACGGACAGUUCAACUCGCAAGUCGAGGGACAGGUCUUCUCGACAGUCUUGGACCUCAUAUUGAACUGCGCCUGUUUCGCGUACAUUGGCGCGUGGAUACCCUUCAAUAUGUUCGAUGCAGCCAACGUCGGCAUCACUCCGUGGCGCCUGGUGGUCAUUCUGCUCGCGGUCAUGUUCCUUCGCCGCAUCCCGUCGAUCCUCCUGUUGUACCGAUGGGUGCCGGAAAUCGCCACAUGGAAGGAAGCUCUGUUUGCGGGCCAUUUCGGCCCGAUGGGUGUUGGUGCGAUCUUUAUCUCGACCCUGGCGGUCAGCGAGCUGCCUGAGCCGGAAUCCCCUCCGGCGAACCAGGCUCAGCUCCUCGCCGUGACACUGCAACCGAUCGUGGCCUUCGUUGUACUGGGCUCCAUCAUCAUUCACGGACUGUCUAUCCCUUGCUUCUCCCUGGGCCAAAAGCUCCACAGCCUCUCCCGCUCCCUUUCACGGAGUUACGAGGUCUCAGGGACGCAAAGUGGUCCUAUUUCGCCAUCGGAGACCGCGACUCUGGCCGACGUCGAGCGCGGGACCACCGACGGCAACUUCUCGCACGAGAUGGUGAUAGUCGGUCAAAUGCCUGACUUGAGGUCCGCAGCACCCAUCGGCGACGGAACAAGUGUAGCAUCGGCGCACGCGCAUACUGCCUUACCAUUCUCCGCCAUCGUGAGUGUCUGCCGCCCACGCUCCCCUUGCGCUCCCCACUCAGUCGCUUGCGAACGGCAUAGGUGGCCCACGAACCCGCUCUCGGACGCUGUGCGCUCGGGUUGA
Epithele typhae is the source of this 1674-nucleotide messenger RNA. RefSeq names its product Sodium/hydrogen exchanger family-domain-containing protein. The coding region runs from base 1 to 1674 and encodes 557 amino acids. Gene Ontology annotation, molecular function: sodium:proton antiporter activity. The record is from RefSeq and is a predicted model, not a curated record. The transcript has 7 exons. NCBI's taxonomy places the organism in Eukaryota, Fungi, Basidiomycota, Agaricomycetes, Polyporales, Epitheliaceae. Gene Ontology annotation, biological process: sodium ion export across plasma membrane; regulation of membrane potential; intracellular potassium ion homeostasis. Gene Ontology annotation, cellular component: plasma membrane.